Molecule: messenger RNA, 576 nt
Organism: Drosophila elegans
Lineage: Eukaryota; Metazoa; Arthropoda; Insecta; Diptera; Drosophilidae
Exons: 3
Coding region: 90-434 (114 amino acids)
Source: RefSeq, a predicted model, not a curated record
AAUAAAAGACUUUAGUUUGUGGCUGACUUUCUCAAAGGAAACACAUCCAGUAAAAUCUAAGCGAAUUAAAAUAAUAAUCAAGCAAAGUCAUGGAUCGAGAUGUCUUUGAAGAUAUUGAUAAAAGAUCGGCUCAAGAGAAAAGGAAAAAUCAGUUCAACCUGAAGUUGCUCAGAUAUUUUUAUGAAAUUAUGAGCAAAAAAUACGCUAUGGAUCGAUAUGUAUUUAGGGAUUUCGAAAGAUUAUCGAAAGACGAGCAAAAGGAGCGGUUAAGCCGAGCAAAAGUGGAGCUCAAGAGAUUUUAUAAUAUAAUCCAGGAUGAUUUUGAGGGAAAAAGCAAUUCGGAUAAGGAACUAGUGGACAUGAUGAGCGGUAUGGGAUUGACCCAAGUUUCAGGAUCAGUGUUCCUGACGGAAGUUCUAAACUCAAUCCCGUAAUUACAUUCUUAAAAAAAAACCCUUUCGGUUCAAUACCCGUCGAGUUACAAAUAUAAAACAAAAUCUUGCCAAAUAUUUAAUUGUCUAAUUAGUAAAAAAAUUUUAUUAAAUAAAUAGCUAGAGAUUUUGUGAAUAUCCUGAA